Messenger RNA from Cryptomeria japonica (Japanese cedar), 4906 nucleotides. RefSeq lists its product as uncharacterized. The transcript has 9 exons. The record is from RefSeq and is a predicted model, not a curated record. The coding region runs from base 307 to 4020 and encodes 1237 amino acids. NCBI's taxonomy places the organism in Eukaryota, Viridiplantae, Streptophyta, Pinopsida, Cupressales, Cupressaceae.
CCUAAUUUUAUGACACUACUAAAAGCGGUAAGAUCCAAAGUUACAACACCCCAACAAAAGCCUUCCCCGAUCAUUUGGAUUACAAGACAACUCCACUUUGCAUACCUGGCCAGAUCGAGACCUGACUGGCAAACCCUGCAAAUUCAGCUACACUUCUUCAGGGAUCAGUGCAGAUGCAUUAAAUCCUGAUCCUCACAUUCCAAAUUGAGAACAAUGCGAACAAACUGACAUAAUUUUCAGAAAAUUGGCACUCGGCGUGGAAGCGAAAGAACAAUAAGGAAAGAUUUACAAAGCAGUGUUAAAUCUAUGGAGGAAUACCCAGAGGAGCUUCGAACGCCUCCUGUGGCGUUGGUCUCUCUGGUAGGAGUACCGGAGUUGCAUUCCACCAUAUCCAAUUUCUUGCACUCGGAGCAGCCCCCAAUAAAUACCCUCGCUCUUCCCGAUUUCAAUAAAGCUUCUAUUAUUGCUAAAAAGGAGAAACAAGAGCAAGCCCCUGGUCAUAUGAUCCAGCCCACGAAACCCCAUGGAAUUCUCAAGACUGACUGGCUAGUAAAGAACCGCACACGCGUGCCUGCUGUAGCGGCGGCUUUGUUUAGCAGAGAGCAUGUGUAUGGAGAUCCCGCGCAGUGGCUGCAGGUCUGCACCAACCUUGAUACCCUCAAGGCUGUGAUACGCGGAAGAAACAUCAAGCUAGUUGUGAUUGUAGUACAAUCAACUCAAAGUGAUGAUGUGAAUGAAGAUCGUCUGGUAGCUCUUAGGAAGCGAGCAGAAGUUGAUGCAAAAAGCUUUUCAAUUUUUGUUAAGCAUGAUUCAUCUGAACUAAAUCGAUCUCUAUUUAGGUUGGGCAAUAUUUUUGGAGAGUUGUCAAAUGCAUAUUACAGGGAGGAAGGACGGAGGUUCAAACUCCGCUUAGAAAAAAGAAACUUUAACUCGAUUGAACUGAGUGUUCGUUACAAUUUCAAGGUUGCUGUGUAUGCGGAGUUCCGAAGAGAUUGGGUAGAGGCUUUGAAGUUUUAUGAAAGUGCAUAUGGUGUUCUUCAAGAGUUGAUUAAUAACCCAGCUGAAUUGCAUCCAAUCCAACGAUUGGUUGAAAUCAAAGCAGUGGCAGAGCAGGUACACUUCAAAGUGUCAACAUUACUGAUGCAUGGUGGAAAAGGAAUAGAAGCAAUAAAAUGGUUCAGACAGCAUAUGGCUUUGUAUGCAAGAUUGGUGGGGUCACAAGAAGCUGCAUUUCUUCACUGGGAAUGGGUCAGCAGACAAUAUCUUGUGUUUGCAGAGUUACUUAAAGCGAGUUCAGUUGGAGCUUCGACAUUUACAGGUCCUUUAUCGAGCAUGCCUGAAUCACCUGUUACAGAGUGGGAACAACAACCAGGGUACUAUUUUCAGUUAGCAGCACAUUUUAUGAGAGAGAGACGAAAAGCCUUCAAGUUUGCUUUAGACAAGUUUGAAGCCUCUGAAAAUCGAGCAGCAGAUGUGUUACAAAUAUCCUCACAAGAAAUAGGGCCACCUCUUUAUGUUGGACAAUAUCCACAACUCUUUGACGAUGCUGGCAAUGUUUAUGUUCGAAGUCUUACUGAAACAGAAUAUUUGGGGCAUGCCAUUGUGGAGGAAAAAUUGUUUAACCAUUCACAUGCUGUGAUUGAUCUACUUAUGAAAGCUUAUGAGGAGCAUAAGAUGGUUAAUGCUAGUAGAAUGGUUUACCAUGUUGGAAGUGAGAUGGGCCGUGAAUAUUUCUCUGCAAGGGAGUAUGCAAAUGCCAAGAGACUCUUUGAUUCUGUUGCAGGGUUGUACAGACAAGAGGCCUGGGUAGCAUUGCUCUGGGAAAGUCUAGGUUACUUGAAGGAAUGUACAAGAAAACUGCAUUUGUUGAAAGAGUAUAUUGAGUAUUCUCUUGAGAUGGCAUCUUUACCUAUAUUAUCUGGUCCUGAGGUGGAUGGCCUUACUUCUCAAGAUGAGUAUGUGCCAGCAGGUCCACUUUCAUAUUUACAAAGGGUCAAUAUAUAUGAAGAGGUGAUUGGAAUCUUGCGAGGAGAAGCCCCUCUUUCACUGGCUCAGGAAGGAGAUAGUGCUCUUUCUGUGACAGAGGCUAAGCCUAUUGUCCUAGAAAUUGAUCUUGUCAGUCCUUUGAGAGCAGUUCUUUUGGCUUGUGUUGCAUUUCAUGAGCAGGUUGCAAAACCAGGGAGCACAACCUUCUUUACUUUGUCAUUACUAACUCAUUUACCCCUACCAAUUGAAAUACAUGAGUUGGAAAUUCAAUUCAAUCAAUUUUCAUGUAAUUUCGUUGUUCAAAGUGAAAAUAGACGAGUGGUGCUAAACCCUUCCAAUGCUCAGGGCCUUAGAAUCCAGACAGUGACAGACUUGGAGCUACAGCCAAAUAAGUGGAAGAGAUUAUCAUUUAAUGUUAAUGCAGGUCAAAGUGGGAAAUUGGAAUGCCUGUCAGUUAUUGCACGUUUAGGACCUCAUUCAACCAUCUGUUGCAGAGCUGAAAGUCCAGCAUCUAGAGAAGAUUUGCCACUUUGGAAAUUUGAAGAUAGACUGGAAACUCUUCCUAUGAGAGAUAUCAAUCUUUCUUUCUUUGGACAGAAGGUUAUCCAAGUAGAAGAGCCAGAACCUUUAGUGGAUGUUGUUUUAAGUGCAUCAGGGCCUGGAUUUGUUGGGGAGAUGUUCCCAGUUUCUGUUAUUGUGAAUUCUAAAGGGCAUCCUAUCCAUGCUGGAGAGUUAAAGAUUAAUAUUGUUGAUUCAAAAUCAGGUAUAACGGCGAGUCCACGGGAGGCUGCCUCCCCAUCUGUGCAGUCUUAUCAUGUAGAACUUUUGAUGGACCCAAGCAAUAUAGAUAGUUUAGAAAGAGUAACAGGAGCUGAGGAAAACUCUCAGAGUUGCUCAGGUCUUCUGUCUCUUCCAUAUGUAGACGUAGGCAACUCAUGGUCCACUCAGUUAUUCAUACGAUGGCACAAACCAAAGCUGGUGACAUUGUUUGUUUCUCUAGGAUACCACUCCAUUUCUCAGAAUGGAAAAGAAGAAGCUUCUCAAAUGACCCAUGUGCACAGAAGCUUACAGAUAGAGGGUAAGACUGCUUUUACCAUAAAUCACAGUUAUAUGACACCUUUCCGAAGAGACUCUUUAUUACUGACAAAUAUUCAUAGAAAAAAGGAAUCUGUUCCACCCAUUUCAUUGGCUUUGAAUGAAACCAGUGUACUUGUGGUAACAGUGAAAAAUUCCUCUGAUCUUCCUCUAAGAUUGGUAUCAAUAACUGUUGAAGAGGAGGAUGGUAGUUCAUGCUCUGUAAGGACAACAAAUGCAGUUUAUGAUGGAUUUAACGACAUUGCAUCAGGGAAUUUGGAAAGUUGUGACAGCUCAACAGGACCUGAUCUUUCUCGCUUGUUAAUGCCAGAUGAAACAUUCAAACAAAUAUUUUCCAUAUGUCCCUUGAUUACUUCUUCAGCACUUUGUGUGGGAACUAUUUAUAUGAGAUGGAAAAGAGAUACAGAAUCCAUCCAGUCAUUAUCUUGUGAUCAGGUGAAGGGUGAUUCUCAUUCUCAGCCUUUAUUUUUUGGUUUGCCCUCAGUGAGCUUAACACAAGUAAAACUUUCACCUAUAUGUGUGGAGAAGGCACCAUUAAUCAUCAGUGUCCGGUGCCCUUCUCAUGCUUUACUAGGAGUGCCCUUCACCCUCUCUCUGAACAUAAAAAAUGAGACUGCUCAUCUGCAGGAAAUUAAAUUUUCAUCAGUUGACUCCCAGAGCUUCCUUCUGUCUGGAGCCCAUUGUGAUACAAUUUCAGUUUUGCCUUAUGCCAGUCAUAUGUUGUCUUACAAGCUUGUCCCACUAGCAUCAGGCCUGCAGCAGUUACCACAGGUUAUUCUUACUGCUAGUCGGUACUCAGCUAGUUUUCAUCCUAAUCCAGCCAGCACACAGCUAUUUAUUUUUCCAUCCAAUCCUCAUUUGAAAUUUGAUCCUUCCAGUUGUGUGGAGGAGGGUAUUGUAAAUUCUGGAUCAAUUCAUGCAAGUAAAUGCCAACAGUAAUUGAAACACUUUUUUUAUUGAAAAAGCUUGAAUGGAUGACAACUUACCGAGUACCAACAGCAGAAACUGUUUUUCAAUUUUACAUGAGUCAAGUCAGAAACAUGGAGGCGUCUGAUGUUUCUUUGUUUCUGAUGCCAAGUGUGGUACUCAAAUUAGUCAUAGAGACAGUUGAGUCAAGCUAGAUCUCUAAUGGGAAGUCUGUUUCAUGUAUAGCCUCCCUAUCACACCUGUAUCAUUAUUUGUACUGUCUUUUUGUCUUGUAAACAAAUCAUUUUUUAUUUGGGUUAAUAUUGAAAUAUUCCCAAAUAUGUGUCAGCCAAAGGCUCUGUUGAGUGGUUCUGCUCCAUGGAAAAAUUCUCUUGAUGCUUACUAAAUGAGUGAUCAAGAUGUGUCUAUUCUGGAAAACUGUAACCAUGCUUCAAUGACCAGUCCUGAUCGGCCAGUUAUUGAUGAGGCUGGAUUAAAUGAGAACUAAAGUUAUGUCAAAUCAUUGAUUCAAAUAGUUUGACAUUGCUAUGGAUAAUGGCUUAUAAACAUGAGCAUGAAACUCCUUGCAACUAUAUAGAUUUGAGCCAUACGACACUCUACAAAGAUAUUCGAGUCAUUCUGAUUCCUGACUGCUCAGAAACCGAUGUUGCAUUUUUCAAUGAAUUUUUGUCUUAGAUCAACUUGUACUGUAUUAGUUUGGAUGCAUUUAUUUUUAUAAUCUUUAGAUCUUCUAAGUUCCUUAUCAGAUAACAUUCUGGUUGUAACUCUCAAUAAAGUUCAGCAUUGGUCAUUUAACAUACAAAAUGGCAAUGCCAUGUUGGUCCUUAAAUUACUGUGCAAGACCGUAUUGCUAUAUUUACCCAUUUAUAUUUAUCAAUAUUUACUGUGAUUUCAGAAA